AUAAAAUUGUCUGGCAAAACCGUGUUCUCCUCCUGUGCAGAAAAGUUUUUCAACUUAUCAUCAGAUUAAAAUAUAUUUUCCUUGACGGUUGACAAAACGAGGAAACUAUAUAUACCCUUACCAUACCUUUUGGCUCCAUCAUCCGACAUUUCAACUUGAGAGUUUCUCUACAGAGAUUUACGAACUAUUGUUUCAGUUUUCCUUUUUGUUUUCUCACACUUCAGAGUGAUCGUAUUCUGAUUCAAUGAACACAAUGAUGAAAUCCGAGGGAGACGAGAGGAAUUCUCUCGGAAGAUUUUGGAGAAAAUUACUGUCUCCGAAGGGACAAGUGGAACGGAAAAGAUUUCUUCCUUCCGCGGUUGAUUCUGAGGAUGUGGCAAGUAGUAGCAGCAGCAGUGGUAGUCAAUUGGAGGUUGUCUUCAAUUAUAUGGACGAGAACGGGGAUGGGAAGAUAUCGGCAGCGGAACUGCGGAAUUGUGUGAAAAUGGUGGGCGGUGAGUUGUCGGCGGAGGAGGCGGAAGCGGCAGUCAGAUUCUCUGAUUUGGACGGAGACGGUUUCUUGGACUUGAAUGAGUUCCAUAAACUGAUGGAGGGAGAAGGCAGGAGCGUGGAGGAUAAGAAGAGUGAGCUGAAGGAGGCGUUUGAGAUGUACGUUGUGGAGGGGAAUGAUUGUAUAACGGCCACCAGUUUGAAGAGGAUGCUCCGUCGAUUGGGCCAGUCCAGCUCCAUCGAUGAUUGCAAGGCAAUGAUUCGUGCUUUCGAUCUCAAUGGCGAUGGUGUCCUUAGCUUUGACGAGUUCGCUCUCAUGAUGCACUAAUAAUUCAUCCCUAAUUUUCUCUUACGGAUUUCUUUUUGUUUCUGGUUCUGUGUAUAUUUUCUUCUUUAUUCUUUCAUUUUUUUUGUUACUGUAAAUUAAUUAAGGAAAAUAAAAGCUGGAAUUUAAACGAAAUUUCUGCCUA
Messenger RNA from Carica papaya (papaya), 959 nucleotides. RefSeq names its product calcium-binding protein CML39. The record is from RefSeq and is a predicted model, not a curated record. Lineage: Eukaryota; Viridiplantae; Streptophyta; Magnoliopsida; Brassicales; Caricaceae. Gene Ontology annotation, molecular function: calcium ion binding.